AUGGAUCAUCAAUACCUCCAAGAUCCAGUCCCACAAAACACCUUCAACAAAGAAGACAACACCUCCUUAAACAAAUGGAAAUCCACAAACGAAUCAAUCGACGAAUCCCUUAACAACCCUUCAUCUGGAUUCGACUGCAACAUCUGUCUAGAUUCAGUCCAAGAUCCAGUCGUCACCCUAUGUGGACACCUCUACUGUUGGCCAUGCAUCUACAAAUGGAUCCACCACCAAAAAACCACCCAAAAUCCCCAAACCCAAUGCCCCGUUUGCAAAACCGAAAUCUCCCAAAAAACUAUCGUCCCAUUAUACGGACGCGGUCAAACCACCGAACAAAAAAUUCAAAAUCUUGACAAUGACAUCGCGGUUCCACGUAGGCCACCUAGCCCUAGAUCGAACCUCCAAAUCGUGCCAGCUCAGCAAGUUCAUCAUAAUCGAAGCUAUCAACAAGCAACACCAAUGGCUUUAUCCAUGAAUAACAUUGGAGGUGGAAUGACUAUGACAAAUUUGAUAAAUCCAACGAGUCCUACAACUGGGAUGCUUGGGGAGAUUGUGUAUGAAAGGAUUUUUGGUAAUUCGGGUAAUAAUUUGCAUCCUACUUUAUUCGCGUAUCCCAAUUCGUACAAUUUAGCAGGGAUUAGUACUCAAAGGGCAAGAAGACAGGCGAUGCAAGCGGAUAGAUCAUUGAAUCGGAUUUGCUUUUUCUUGUUGUGUUGUGUGAUGUUGUGUCUUCUUUUGUUUUGA
Messenger RNA from Lactuca virosa, 741 nucleotides. NCBI's taxonomy places the organism in Eukaryota, Viridiplantae, Streptophyta, Magnoliopsida, Asterales, Asteraceae. The record is from the annotation of a GenBank genome assembly.